GAGUGGAGGGUAGCCGUCAAAAACCCAGUCUCGGGCUGAGAGGCAGCCGCAGCCGCGGAGGUCCUGCCGGCUGGCCCCAGGAUGGACUCGCGGGUGUCCGAGCUGUUUGGGGGUUGCUGCCGGCCCGUGGGGGGCGGCGGCAACGGGGGUGCCCUGCGAGGCCGCGGCGGCGGCAGCGGCGGUUCUUCCAAGGGGAGGAAGAAGAACGGGAGAUACCGAGGUGGCAAGGCCAACAACCCGCCCUACCUUCCUCCGGAGGCAGAAGAUGGGAACAUAGAAUACAAGCUGAAAUUAGUUAACCCAUCUCAGUACCGCUUUGAACACCUAGUAACGCAAAUGAAGUGGCGACUACAAGAAGGCCGUGGUGAGGCUGUGUACCAGAUUGGUGUAGAGGACAACGGGCUGCUUGUUGGACUGUCUGAAGAAGAAAUGCACGCCUCUCUUAAAACGCUACGGCGGAUGGCCGAGAAAGUGGGAGCUGACAUCACUGUGCUUCGAGAAAGAGAAGUGGAUUAUGACAGUGACAUUCCCAGGAAGAUAACAGAGGUUCUUGUCCGAAAGGUCCCAGAUAACCAACAGUUUUUAGAUCUGCGGGUGGCUGUGCUUGGAAAUGUGGAUUCAGGCAAAUCAACCUUAUUAGGCGUCUUGACACAAGGAGAACUAGAUAAUGGGCGAGGCCGGGCGCGACUCAACCUCUUCCGGCACUUGCAUGAGAUCCAGUCAGGAAGAACAUCUAGCAUUAGCUUCGAAAUUCUUGGUUUCAACAGUAAGGGAGAGGUAGUAAACUAUAGUGAUUCACGGACAGCUGAAGAAAUCUGUGAAAGCUCUUCCAAAAUGAUUACCUUCAUUGAUUUAGCUGGCCAUCACAAAUAUUUAAAAACCACCAUUUUUGGGCUUACAAGCUAUUGUCCAGAUUUUGCAAUGCUGGUGGUGAGUGCCAAUACCGGAAUUGCUGGUACGACACGAGAGCAUCUCGGCUUGGCGAUGGCCCUUAAGGUGCCUUUCUUCAUCGUCAUUAGCAAAGUGGACUUGUGCUCAAAGGCCACUGUGGAGCGAACAGUGAAACAGCUGGAGCGAAUUCUGAAGCAGCCUGGCUGCAACAAACUUCCCUUGCUAGUAACAUCUGAUGAUGAUGCAGUUACAGCAGCGCAACAGUUUGCACAAUCCCCCAAUAUCACUCCCAUCUUCACCUUGUCCAGUGUUUCUGGAGAGAACCUGGAUCUCCUGAGAGUAUUUCUCAAUAUCCUUCCUCCUCUGACAAACAGCAAAGAACAGGAAGAGCUGAUGCAACAGCUCACUGAAUUCCAGGUGGAUGAAAUUUACACUGUGCCAGAUGUAGGCACAGUUGUUGGAGGAACACUAUCAAGUGGGAUAUGCAAAGAGGGAGAGAAUUUGGUUGUUGGUCCAACAGAUGAUGGCAAGUUCCUUCAACUGAAAGUAUGCAGCAUCCAACGAAAUCGUUCAGCGUGUCGUGUCCUUCGAGCUGGGCAGGCUGCCACCCUAGCUCUUGGCCUCUUUGAUCGCUCACUGCUACGCAAAGGCAUGGUGAUGGUCAGCCCAGAGAUGAAUCCAACUAUUUGUUCAGUAUUUGAAGCUGAAAUUGUUCUACUGUUCCAUGCCACAACUUUCCGGAAAGGAUUCCAAGUAACAGCACAUGUUGGAAAUGUACGGCAAACAGCAGUUGUGGAAAAGAUCCAUGGGAAGGACAAAUUGCGAACAGGAGAAAAGGCAGUGGUUCGUUUCAGAUUCAUUAAACAUCCUGAAUAUUUGAAGAUAGGAGCCAAACUAUUGUUUCGUGAAGGAGUUACCAAAGGUAUUGGACAUGUCACAUCCAUCCAGGCUAUCACCACUGGAGAAAGUGGCCUGGAACACAAUCUGUGUCCUGAUCUGGUCAGCUUCUGACUCACACCAGCAUUUCUCAGUGCUCCAAAUAAGGGAAAGAUCUCGUGCCAUUGUGCAGAGCCGUUGUUGGCCAAUCACUUUACAUAGGCACAUCUUGUCUGCACUGCAGAAGCCAGAGUUACCUGUUGGACUGAGUGCCCUUCCUGGAGCAAGUUAAGCUUGUUGUUUGUGCAUCACCUGCUACUUCCAUAUUCCUGCUUUUCCUGGAAUAGACAAGCAAACAGCUGCAUCUUUGACUAGGUUGGAACUCCUACUUUUGUUGACCAUUAUGGGGAAGUUAUUUCCUGAGAGGGGCAUAUCCAUAUUGAGUUGGACUGUAAUUUUGGGAUGCUGCCUGGGAGACAACAGUGGUGGACUCGUUUGUGUUCAGAAGGGUAUUAGUGUUGUCCUCGUGCCUGGUUUUGCAGGCUUUCUAUGGCAGAUGAAUUAUUAUUAUUAGGAACUAGAGCUUAACGUUCUGUACUCCCCACAGUACAGCUCAGGAUGUUUCUAAUCAUUUUAAAUUAUUGUUGGUUUCACAUUAAGUCAGUAAUGAAGAGUCUCUCUUCUCCCCUCCACCUUUGUGUGCAAAUCCUGAUCAGCUUAAAAAAGGGAGGGGGGAAUACGGUAGGAAGUAAUCCCUCUAAUGCAGGGGUAGGUAACAAUUUCAUGACCGGGGCCAUGAAGUCUUGUGUUUUGUUUUAAAUGGCACUCCAACAGCUGCAGAAUCCAUAGCUGGUAAUGCAGUGACAUUGCCAGAAUAGAUGGGUCGAAAUGUUCUGCCUAAACUGGAGAAGAGGAUGGAGGCCUUUAUGUAAAUGGAUACAUAUAAUUUUCUCUGAGGCCUUAUGCAGCUACACUUAUCAUUAUUAUUU
This is a messenger RNA of Notechis scutatus (mainland tiger snake), 2756 nucleotides long. It is a transcript of the gene GTPBP2, whose product is annotated as GTP binding protein 2. Lineage: Eukaryota; Metazoa; Chordata; Lepidosauria; Squamata; Elapidae. Gene Ontology annotation, biological process: translational elongation. The record is from RefSeq and is a predicted model, not a curated record. Gene Ontology annotation, molecular function: GTPase activity; GTP binding; translation elongation factor activity.